Molecule: messenger RNA, 636 nt
Organism: Caenorhabditis remanei
Lineage: Eukaryota; Metazoa; Nematoda; Chromadorea; Rhabditida; Rhabditidae
Exons: 4
Coding region: 1-636 (211 amino acids)
Source: RefSeq, a predicted model, not a curated record
AUGAAAGGUGGCGGUUGUUUUUUGAUAUGGCUCUGCCUGGCUAUGAUUACUAUUCCAUUUUAUGUGUUUCGAGCACAAUCCUAUAUUUUUCAUGGAAAACUUGGAUGUAGUGCAGUAUUUCACGAAGCCAAUGGUCUCAUCGAAAAUGAGUUGAAUGAUACGAAAUGGUUAUUGAAAAUACCGGAUUAUUACUCGAAUAUCUCCAAAUCCUGCCUAGAGGCUGAUAAAUGCUCCCAUGUCAUCAGAAACUCGGUGGAACAUUCUGGACUAACAUUGAGUGGUGUUUGCCCAUUUUAUGUAUAUUAUAAUGGUCCAUUCUCAAAAUGUGCUGACAGACUGAUCUAUAAUUUUGGACAAAACGUUUCCUGUAUUCACGUCAUUUUUGGAACUGGUUUUGAGAUAAGUGAUAAAAUGUGUGAAGAAUGGAGCAAUCUUCAAAAUUGUCUUCUGGACGAAAUUCAAUCAACGUGUCAAGAUGUUCUCACCACGAAUUCUACAGAACCUAUUAAAUACUUCAACAUGCUGAAAACUGAGUUUUGUGGAAAUCUUGGAAACUCUUCUCUUGUGAUCGAGCAGAAAGAUUCUGACACUUCAGAAGAACUUUUAGAGGAACAAGAAGUAGAAGGCAUUGUGUGA